Molecule: messenger RNA, 4973 nt
Organism: Trematosphaeria pertusa
Lineage: Eukaryota; Fungi; Ascomycota; Dothideomycetes; Pleosporales; Trematosphaeriaceae
Product: glycosyltransferase family 1 protein
Exons: 6
Coding region: 246-4607 (1453 amino acids)
Biological process (GO): carbohydrate metabolic process
Molecular function (GO): UDP-glycosyltransferase activity; hexosyltransferase activity
Source: RefSeq, a predicted model, not a curated record
GUGAACGUGAAUUUGCUGUCAGCGCGUCAGUCGACUCACUCACUUCAAUAUGUGACGCCACACUCCUCUGACUGCCUGAAGCAGUGUUUACUGGCCUAUUUGCGAGCAGUAGGACUUUUGAAAGCCGGCGCCGCCCGUAUAAGCCCGGCCCUUUGAACGCCCAGCACCCUCGUCCUCCGCGGUCCCCCCAGCGACACAGCUCGCCUCCGAUACCAAGCAACAAGCGCACGAAAUACACAUACACGAUGGCUGCUGAAGAGCGAGGAAGGGAGAAGGGCGGUCGGAAAUUGACAAAGAAGCGCAAGGAAUCACGGCGGGUGUCUCUGGACAUCCCGGAGCGCUUCAAAGAUGGAGCCGACGCAGAGGAAGAUGUCACGGCGCCGAAGCGGAGCAAUACCAUGUCGAUGAACCAGUCUCUCUUCUCCAUGAUCGCACGAGCCGGACAGCAGUCGCAAACAGAUCUGGGUACAAUGGAGGAGGUGGACUCUGGAGAGAGCGACACCGAAGACAAGCGGAGAGUCCCAUUCCAUAGCCUGGAUCGUGCAGCACGGAUGAGCCGUCUCAGCUCCGCACAUGAUUUCCAAAGCGCGCUCGAUGGGGGGGACGAUGGCAAAGGAUCCAAGAGCAAGCACCGGAGAGCACUGUCGGAGCACAAGCUAUUGCGCUCACUUCCCAAACUAAAGAUAUCGAGCAGGAAGGAAGCGAAAUCGGAAGCCCACCCUGUGGAUCGUAUGUCAUCUUCCCAGUUCCUACCGCCUCGACCCUCCGAAGACGAGUCUGCCGGGACUUCGCAGGACGAACAGCUGUUGAAGCACAAGUCGAAGGUCACUCCUGGCCAAGAGAUACACAUCGAGAAACGCACUUCUGGCCGUAGAAGUAGGCAUGGCAGCACUGCUGGUGUAGCGAAGGGCAAGACACCAGUCAGUCUUGCGAAGAGAUUGCAGCAGAUAUUUGAGUUUGAGAAUCUCGAGGAAGUCAUUUCAGAAUACCCAUGCUGGCUACUUCAGAGUAUCUUGCUGCAAGGCUACAUGUACAUCACCCAGAAGCACAUAUGCUUUUAUGCGUAUAUCCCGAAGAAGCAUCACGAUGUCAGCAAAACUGGAUAUCUUUCCAAGCGAGGCCGGUCAAAGUACAAUAGGUAUUGGUUCAUACUACGGGGCGACGUGCUCGCGUACUACACAAAUCCAGCAGAACUCUACUUCCCUCGCAACCGUAUCAAUUUGCAGUACGCAAUUUCUGCCGAGGUCCUCGAAACGAAAGACAAGAAUAAGGACGAGACUACAUUUAUCGUCACAACCGACGAAAGGAGGUAUCAGUUCAAGGCUGAUAGUGCAGCGAGCGCAAAAGAAUGGGUGAGGUCGAUCCAGAAAGUCAUAUUCCGAACACACAACGAAGGAAACAGCGUCAAAAUAUCACUGCCUAUUCAGAAUGUUCUGGAGAUUGAGGAGAGCACGAUUCUGGACUUCGCCGACACCGUCAAAGUUCGUGUGAUUGACAAUGACGAGACGUACGCUAUUGAUGAGUAUUUCUUCUCGUUUUUCAACAACGGACAGGAUGCGCUCAACGUUCUGCGCAUCAUGGUCAACGACAAUGAGCACCAUCAGUCGGCGCAUCUCGAUGAUCAAAGCGCCACAACCCCAAAAGCUCCCGGCAUGUCCAGUCAUCGCGACCCCAUUGCAUCCCAAGCAAGCCCUAUCAACCCCCCGUAUAUCGAAGAGAAUGUUCGCGCGACAUUGUCCCCAAUACCGGUGCCCUAUGUUGGACGAUCGAGCAUGAGUGCCGAUUCUCGAUCAAGCCUUGACAUCACGCGAAAGAGCUUCGAAGUUCGACGCAGCAUGGAUGCGAGCCGCGCCCUCCGACGUCCUAGCUACGAGGCCCGCCGUAGCUUCAGCGGUAGUCGUCAUGACAAGCAAUCAAGAAGCCGGCCUGGAGAUAGAUCUCCGUUAUCUACAAAACCACAGGAUUCUUCGGAAUCGGCCACGAACUCGUUCGAUCCCGGCACAGAGUCUUCAGCUGCUGUACAGUCUAUCGAUGACAGCAAUGCGUCUGCUAGCCAAAUACUAAGUCGUUCCGAUGUGUUCCGAGCGCCAGCGCUUCACCCGGGAGUUCCCGCGUCAGACAGUGAUAGUCUUGCGCGACAUUCACAGGAUACCACACGCUCGUCCGGCGCGGGGAAAGCGCACUUGAAGUUACCACGAUCUUCACAGAAGCACACCGGGAGCCCAGGCAACGCCCAGACCCCACUUGGCGCGGCCGACCUGGAGGACGACACAGACGCACAACAGACAAGUGCACGCCUAUCAGGUUCUUCCUCAGCUCUCCAGGACAUCGCCUCUUACCCACUCCAAAAGGCUUCUGGCCUCGCCGGCUUCCUAAGGACAAGGUCGAAGAAAAUGGGUAAUCUACUCGCAACCGAAUCGAUGGGUUACUACGAGAAAGUAUCCGGGAUGCUGGCGGGCGGUCGGAAACAUUACAACACUGCUGAGGGGUUGGAACCUAACGAUCAGGUCCAUGGCUUCGAAGAAGACGAGGACGCGGCUAAAGCCGCGGAGCACUUCCGGGAGCAUUUUGCGUUCCCUGAAUCGGAACAACUGCAGUCAUCCUUCUUCGCCUCACUUCAGCGGGUUCUUCCCAACUAUGGGAAGAUAUAUAUUAGUGGGCGGUACUUUUGCUUUAGGAGCCUAAUGCCCACUUCGAAGACAAAGAUCAUUCUGCCUAUGCGCGAUAUCGAGAAUGUCAAUAAAGAGAAGGGCUUCCGACUUGGGUAUCACGGUCUGGCUGUCGUCAUACGAGGACACGAGGAGCUCUUCUUCGAAUUCUCCAAGGCCGAGUACCGUGACGAGUGCGCCAUUACCAUUCUUCGAAUCUUGGAGAGCACAAAGUACAUCGAAGACGAAAAAUCAUCCUCGAGUGGCGUCGACAGCGAUGAUGAAGCAGCCAAGGCAGAACAUGACCUCUUGCAGGAGGCUAGGAAAGGCACGGACACCGAUGCUCCCAUCAACGUCUCGGAUAUCGUGCGCGUCGCUGAUCAUGAUCGGAUCCCACUCAUUUUUGACGACCCGUUGGCAUCGAUUGUGGACUUCAAGCCUUCGGAGUCUUUGCGGAUUGUGUGUCUGACAAUCGGAUCUCGAGGCGAUGUACAGCCCUAUAUUGCACUCUGCAAGGAGCUCCUCAAGGAGGGUCACAAACCGCGGAUAGCAACCCAUGCCGAGUUCGAGCCUUGGGUGAGAAAGCAUGGCAUAGACUUCGCCCCGGUCGACGGCAACCCCGCAGAGCUCAUGAGAAUUUGCGUCGAGCACGGCAUGUUCACUUAUAACUUUAUGAAAGAAGCCAACUCGAAAUUCCGCGGUUGGCUCGAUGAUGUUUGCAGUUCGGCAUGGAAGGCUUGCCAAGGCGCCGACGUCCUGAUCGAGAGCCCCAGUGCCAUGGCUGGUAUUCACAUCGCUGAAGCUUUGGAGAUCCCAUACUUCCGCGCGUUCACAAUGCCAUGGACCCGUACCCGUGCAUACCCCCAUGCUUUCUCGGUUCUGGAGAAGAAGAUGGGCGGCGGCUACAACAGCAUCACUUACAUCACCUUCGAUGCUAUAUUCUGGACGGCUAUAUCCGGCCAAAUCAACAAGUGGCGGCGCCGCGAGCUAGGUCUUCAGAACACGUCUCAGGCCAAGAUGCAAGCGAAUCUUCGACCGUUCUUGUACAACUUCAGCCCCUCGGUUGUUCCGCCGCCAUUGGACUGGCCAGACUGGAUCCGCGUUACUGGCUACUGGUUCCUUGACGAGGGUGAUACAUACGAGCCUCCAUCAGAUCUUGUCGGCUUCAUUGAGAAAGCUCGUGGGGACAACAAAAAGCUUGUAUAUGUAGGAUUUGGCUCCAUCGUCAUCGACGACCCAGCCGCUCUCACUAAGACCGUUGUGGACUCUGUCUUGAAGGCAGAUGUGCGUUGCAUUCUUUCCAAGGGCUGGUCUGAUAGACUAGGGACCAAGGAUGCUUCCAAGCCCGAGGUCCCUCUGCCACCGGAAAUCUUCCAGAUCCAGGCAGCACCCCACGACUGGCUCUUCACGCAGAUGGAUGCAGCUGUCCACCACGGCGGAUCAGGCACCACGGGAGCAAGUUUGCGGGCAGGUAUCCCCACGAUCAUCAAGCCCUUCUUCGGCGACCAGUAUUUCUUUGCGCAGCGCGUCGAGGACCUUGGCGUCGGUAUCUGGCUCAAGAAGGUCAACACCAGCGUGCUUAGCCGGGCUCUAUGGGAGGCCACUAACAGCCAACGGAUGAUUGUCAAAGCCAAGGUCCUCGGACAGAAGAUUCGCAAGGACAACGGCACCCAAAUCGCCAUUCAGACAAUGUACCGCGAGUUAGACCGAGCAAAGUCGCUCGUCAAGAAGCACACAAAGCAAGAUGAGGACAACACAGACGAAUUCGAAGAAGACUGGACCAUUGUCGGGGAGGACGAGGAAGUGGACAUCUCACACCCUUUUGAGAUCCGCGAGCCUAUCACGGGGAUCGGCCAAGAUGCAUCACGCACCGGCGGUGGAGCCUUGGCGUUGGGCAGCAUGGUGUUGAAAGGCGCAACCGCAUCGAAGCGUAACUCGGAGUCUGCAUAUAGAGGUUAAGCGUCGGCAUAGGGGUGCUCUCUCUCCUUGGUAAUUUGCCUCUACCAUUUAGACAUGAUAGCGACCACGACGGCAUGAUGGAUUUCCACCAAUUUGCAUAGAUACCUCGGAGCGCUGGGUUAUUACAUAAUGAGCUGGUAGAUAUUUGAUUCGGAGUAAUAGUGGAGUGUGGGUGUCGGGACCGGGAAUAGCCUCGGGGCCAUGCCUAUCGAGUCAUGUGAAUCCAUACGGUUCUACGUUUCAGAUUGUAUAGGGCUGGGAGUUUUGCUGCUUCUACUGGGAUUCGGUGGAGUCAUCAGGUGCGCAAAGCGGUACCCAGGUAGCUGCCUGAACUAGCUUGAGCAGGCCGUGAAAGAUAAAAGGAAC